UUAAAGUUGCGGCCUGCAGUUAAGCUUCUUUCUAAUGUUGUUGCUGUUCGGUCGUCUGUUUUGAUGAUCUGAGUCAGAGACGAUCGGAUCGGGUGAAUUGCCUCCCAGGUGAGGGGAAAGAAAACAACGACAAUUGAGCAUGGCCGACCAAAAGGAACUCGAUGCUUCGGCUGCACAACAAGCUGCCUUGGCCUCAGACAGCGAGGUCGAUCAGAAAGAUUACACCAGACGGCUCUGGGGUAUUCCACUGCCUGUGUAUUUCGACACCGAUGUCGAGUCCGUCGUCAAGCGUCGACUCGAUAUUUUUCUUUUGAUUUACACCGCGCUGUCGAUGUUUAUCAAGAAUUUGGAUAAUACUAAUAUCUCCAAUGCGUAUGUUUCGGGUAUGAAAGAAGAUCUGCACCUGAAUGGUAACCAAUACAACUAUUUCUCCACUUUCUACAAUAUCGGUAUUAUCUGCGGAGCCGUCCCCGUCAUGUGUCUCGCAACUUACAUCCGCCCUUCACUCGUAAUGCCCACCUGCGAACUGUUCUGGUCGGCGUUCGUCAUGGGUAUUGCUGGCGCCAAGGACUACCAGACGGUGUACGCGCUGCGUUUCUUCGUCGGUCUGUUUGGAGGUAUCGCCUUCCCAGGGUUUGCGUGGCUGCUGGGUGCCUGGUACACGCCGGCCGAGCUGGGGAAGAGAAUGGCCGUGUACGAAGUGUCGCAGAAUGUCGCGGGCAUGUUCAGUGGGUACAUCCAGGCAGGACUGUAUUCGCAUAUGAACGGGAAGGGCAUGGCUAGCUGGCGUUGGUUGUUCAUCUUUGAUGGGAUUAUCUCUCUUCCUGUUGCGUUUUGGGGAUACUAUGCUAUUCCUGAUCAGCCAAGAGACUCGCGUGCGAAAUGGUUGAAUGAAAAGCAACGCGAGCUUGCCGUCGAACGCAUGGAUCGCGUCGGCCGGAAACCUAUUAAGAAGGUCACUUGGAAGCGCUUCAAGAGUAUUUUUGUGACCUGGCACGUCUACCUUUUUGUCGCGUGCUAUGUCCUUUACGGCGCGUUUUCCUGGGGUGACGGCUACUUCAACUUGUGGCUCCAAUCGCUCAACAUCUACAGCGUCGAGAAGAUUAACGACAUCCCCACUGCCGGCCAGGCUGCUGCUGUGGUCAGCUCUAUCGUCAGCGGUGUUCUGUCCGAUUGGCUUGAAAAUCGUCCUGUGGUGAUAAUAAUCGACAUGAUAAUCUGCCUCCUUGGCAACGCCUUCCUAUCCGUCUGGUCCGCUCCUACCGCACUGAAGUUCGUCGGGUACAUCUUCAUCACCACCGGCCUCCCCGCACAAUCCCUGACAAUGACCUGGCUCAGCGAGGUAUGUCAGGGCAACGCAACACUGCGUGGUCUGAUUGUAUCUAUCGGCAACACAUUCAUCUUCGCCCUGACGUCGUGGUACCCCGUGCUCCUAUUCCCCGCCGUCGACGCUCCACAUUACAAAUACGGCUAUCAGAUUUGCGCAGGCAUGAUUGGGCUGGGGGUGUUGAGUGUGUUUGCGAUUAUCUAUGCGAUUCGGCUGGAUUUGAAAUCGGGCAGGGCGUGGAGGAAUGAUUUGGGGUUGCUAGAGUAUGAGAAAUGGGUUCAUGUUAAUGACGAUGAUGAUGAUGAUUUACCUACGCAUCGCUGAUAGAUCACUUCUGCCUUUUCUUUUCGGGAAAUAUAACAGAGCAGGCGUUGGUGGUCUUCUCAGUCGAUUUCGUGGACAUACUGUGGCGUUUG
Talaromyces proteolyticus is the source of this 1743-nucleotide messenger RNA. RefSeq names its product putative allantoate permease. Lineage: Eukaryota; Fungi; Ascomycota; Eurotiomycetes; Eurotiales; Trichocomaceae. The transcript is spliced from 8 exons. Gene Ontology annotation, biological process: transmembrane transport. Gene Ontology annotation, cellular component: membrane. Bases 140 to 1651 code for a protein of 503 amino acids. Gene Ontology annotation, molecular function: transmembrane transporter activity. The record is from RefSeq and is a predicted model, not a curated record.